GCCACUAUAAUAGUAUCGCUUUCCUUUCAUUUCCUUUACUUUCCUCCUCUCAAUGGAUAACGGAGAAGAAGUCCAUGAUGAGAGAGAGUCCAUGAUCAUCCGCCGUGAUCAGCUGAGCUUCAAAAACAUCUUCAGAUCAUUUUCUUUUCCAAGGCAAAGGCAGCCCUUCUCUGACCAUGCAUUUGGGUACUCCUUCACCGCACCUAAAUCCGGCACCACCGGCGGCCGCUACUGCCGAUCCAUCCGGUCUCAUUUCUGCACCCCCCUCACCCUCAUCACCAUGAAAAUACUACUUCAAGUCGCGACUCCGUUGAAGUGGCUUGGCCUCGUCGUGGAGUUCCUCCUCAACUUGAUCUCCCUCAAUGGUGGAAUCCUCGGCUUAAUUUGGAGGCUCAUGACAGUGAGGGUUAAAUUUCCCCGGCGCGGAACCGCAGAGUUCCGAUCGGUGCUGGCUUUCGUCGACGACCGGGUGGAGCUCGACGGGAAAAGGUCUCUCAAUAACUACUUCACUCCCUUAAUGGAGCUCAAAGAUCACGGCGGCCUAGGUGACAUCAAUAUCUUCGAUCUCACAAUGAUGGCCGCCAAAAUUUCUUAUGAGAAUGCCGAAUACAUUGAGAAUGUCGUCAACAAUCACUGGAAGAUGCACUUUGUUCGAUUCUAUGACUGCUGGAACAAAUUUUUGGAAUCGAACGGAACGCAGGCGUUCAUCUUCUGCGACAAGAAGGAGGACGCCGACCUGAUUGUGUUGGCGUUCCGUGGCACCGAGCCCUUCAACGCCUACGACUGGUCCACCGACGUCGACCUCUCCGUCAUCCACGCCGGCAAGCUCGGCUACCUCCACCUCGGCUUCCUCAAGGCCCUCGGCCUCCAACACGAAGAAAUCUUCGACCUCGGCUUCCCUAAGCACCUGAAGAUCGACAAGCCCGCCAAAAAGCCCGCCGCCUACUACGUCCUGCGAGCAGACCUAUCGGACCUCCUCACCGCCCAUAGGAAAGCGAAGAUCAUCGUCACCGGCCACAGUCUCGGCGGCGCGCUGGCCACCAUCUUCCCGGCGAUCCUCUCGUUCCACCGGGACACGGGCUGCGCCGGCGCCGUCCUGAGCUCCUUGGCCGGGGUGAUGACGUACGGCCAGCCGAGGGUGGGCGACGAGACGUUCAAGGCCUACUUCGAGUCGCUGAUGCAGGGGAAGCUCUACGUGCGCAUGGUCUACCGGUUCGACCUCGUCUCUCGCAUCCCCUUCGACGACUACGACGAGGACAACCGACUCUCGCCGUUCACCCACUGCGGCAAGUGCAUCUUCUACAACGGAUGGUACCACGCAAAGGUGCUCGAGGAAGCUCCCGAGCCCAAUUCGAUUGAUCUGGUGACGGCGGUGCCGAGGAUGUACUUGAGCGUGUGGACUGACCUCUUCAACGCGCUGUUCGCCCUCAGGUUCAACGAGGGAAGGGAGUUCGAGGAAGGGCCGUGGCUGAUCCUCUUCCGGCUCCUCGGCGGCCACGUCUUCCCCGGCGGCGCGUUUCACAGCCCUAGAGACUACGUCAACGCCACGAGGCUAGCCAAACUGGACCAGAGAAGCUCAGCUCUGCUACGAUCCAGCAAAACGAUGGCCGAAAUAAAUUUGCUUAAAGAAAUUAAUUAAAAUCUGAUGAUAUUUAAAAUAAAUAAAAUUGUGGAGCUGCUGUGGUACUACUAUUUCUCAAAAUCCCGAUAAAUAUAAAUAGUUAAAUUAUUUUGAAAA
Zingiber officinale is the source of this 1738-nucleotide messenger RNA. RefSeq names its product triacylglycerol lipase OBL1-like. The transcript is spliced from 5 exons. The record is from RefSeq and is a predicted model, not a curated record. Gene Ontology annotation, molecular function: triacylglycerol lipase activity. NCBI's taxonomy places the organism in Eukaryota, Viridiplantae, Streptophyta, Magnoliopsida, Zingiberales, Zingiberaceae. The coding region runs from base 53 to 1639 and encodes 528 amino acids. Gene Ontology annotation, biological process: lipid metabolic process.